Molecule: messenger RNA, 993 nt
Organism: Elgaria multicarinata webbii
Lineage: Eukaryota; Metazoa; Chordata; Lepidosauria; Squamata; Anguidae
Product: retinol dehydrogenase 16-like
Exons: 5
Coding region: 73-987 (304 amino acids)
Biological process (GO): steroid metabolic process; retinol metabolic process
Cellular component (GO): intracellular membrane-bounded organelle
Molecular function (GO): all-trans-retinol dehydrogenase (NAD+) activity
Source: RefSeq, a predicted model, not a curated record
GCCGCGGAUUGGGACCCUCCCCCCUUCGGAGCUGCUGCCCUCCUCUCGUCAUCAGCCCUGCAGCCCCUAACCAUGUGGCUCUACCUGGCUGCCCUCUUGGGGCUCUACUUCCUUCGCCGAUGGUACCGGGAGAGGCAGAUUGUGGAGAACCUCAGAGAGAAAUAUGUCUUCAUCACCGGCUGUGAUUCUGGCUUUGGGAACCAGCUGGCCAGACAGCUGGAUCUCCAGGGCCUGCAUGUGUUGGCAGCCUGUCUCACUCAGAAGGGGGCAGAGCAGCUGGAGAAGGCCACAUCGGAGCGUCUGAAAACCACCAUUCUAGACGUCACCAGCACAGAGAGUGUUGCAGCAGUGACCGAGUGGACGAAAUCAUGCAUAGGGAACAAAGGGCUCUGGGGCUUGGUAAACAAUGCAGGCAUAAGUGUCCCAGCUGGUCCCAAUGAAUGGAUGACCAAGGAUGACUUUGCAAAGGUGAUCAAUGUCAAUCUACUUGGGCUGAUUGAUGUGACGCUGCACCUCCUGCCCCUGGUGAGAAAAGCCAGAGGGAGGGUGGUCAAUAUGGCCAGUUCGUUGGGAAGACUGCCUUUGUUUGGAGGAGGAUACUCCCCAGCCAAAUAUGGAGUGGAAGCCUUCUCUGACAAUCUGAGGCGUGAGCUCCUCCCUUUCGGAGUCAAACUCAGCAUUGUUGAGCCUGGUGCUUUCUGUACACCCAUUGUGCAAAAUGCAGAAGGGUGUGUCAGCAUUCAGUGGAACUUGGCACGUUCUGAAAUCAGAGAGACCUAUGGGAAACAAUACCUUGAAAAACGUAACAAAAAUCUCCACCUGGUCACUGCCUGCAUGGAACAUGCCCUGCUGUCCCGCUACCCUCGCACUCGCUACUCUCCAGGCUGGGAUGCAAAGCUCCUUGUCAUUCCUUCCUCCUACUUGCCAACCUGUGUGCAAGACUUCUUGUUGAGCUUGGCUUGGCCAAAGCCAGCACAGGCAACGUAGGUUAUU